Messenger RNA from Cryptococcus wingfieldii CBS 7118, 894 nucleotides. RefSeq names its product cystinosin. Gene Ontology annotation, biological process: L-cystine transport. Bases 1 to 894 code for a protein of 297 amino acids. Gene Ontology annotation, cellular component: fungal-type vacuole; vacuolar membrane. Gene Ontology annotation, molecular function: L-cystine transmembrane transporter activity. The record is from RefSeq and is a predicted model, not a curated record. The transcript is spliced from 3 exons. Lineage: Eukaryota; Fungi; Basidiomycota; Tremellomycetes; Tremellales; Cryptococcaceae.
AUGGAGGCAGCAGCCGCACCCGACCACCCCAUCGCCUCCUUUCUCGUCGGGGCAUGCGGCGUCAUAUACUUUACCGCCUGGUCGUACUCCUUCUACCCUCAGAUCAUCCUCAACUUUCAGCGCAAGAGGUCUGACGGCCUCUCGCCCGACUUUGUCUGGGUCAAUCCUAUCGGGUUUCUGGCCCUCAGUCUCUGGACAUGGGGCGCUUACUUUUCGCCCAUUGCUCGGCGGCAGUACCAAGAACGACACAACGGGCACCUCCCUCAAGUGUCUGCCUCGGACCUUGCAUUCUCUCUUCAUGCUUUGGUCAUUACGAUUGUGACGGCAGGGCAAGUUGUAUGGUAUGCUCACGUACGCAAGCGGGCUCGGCGCGCAUCAGUUGGCGAUGAGGCUGCUCCCCUCGUCCGAAACGAGCACACCGGUUCAAACAACUCUAUCAGCCAGACUGCCGACAACCUCCUCACCCCUCACUCCUCCAUACGGCCUUCACCCAUCUCCCAGCUCUUCCUGAGCGUCCUCACAGUGUCUUCAUUCAUCUACGCUAUAGUCGUGUGGACCGGCCGAGCCCACUUCUUGGACUGGCUCUACUUUGUGGGCAAUGAGAAGCUGGUGAUAUCGGCGAUCAAGUAUGUUCCACAAGUGGUGCUUAAUCAUCGGUUGAGGGCCAUGGAAGGGUUUGCUGUGGGCGUUGUCAUCGGGGACAUUGUCGGCUCAGUGUUCAGCUUCUCCCAGCUUGUGAUCUCCUCCGUGUGGAUUGAUAACGAUCCUUCAGGGAUCAUUGCCAACCCCGCAAAGCUCGGUCUAGCGGGCUUGUCGUUUGUCUUUGAUAUCAUCUUCAUUCUCCAAAAGUACUAUCUGUACAGGAAAAGGAGGACGGUCGAGGAGAGCGCUUAG